Messenger RNA from Lodderomyces jiufengensis, 1305 nucleotides. RefSeq names its product mannose-6-phosphate isomerase (gene PMI1). Gene Ontology annotation, molecular function: zinc ion binding; mannose-6-phosphate isomerase activity. The transcript has a single exon. Gene Ontology annotation, cellular component: cytosol. NCBI's taxonomy places the organism in Eukaryota, Fungi, Ascomycota, Pichiomycetes, Serinales, Debaryomycetaceae. Bases 1 to 1305 code for a protein of 434 amino acids. The record is from RefSeq and is a predicted model, not a curated record. Gene Ontology annotation, biological process: GDP-mannose biosynthetic process; carbohydrate metabolic process.
AUGUCAGAAAAAUUAAUCAGACUUCAAUGUGGUUAUCAAAAUUAUGAUUGGGGAAAAAUUGGUUCAUCAUCAGCUGUUGCACAAUUUGUUAAAAAUUCAGAUCCAUCAAUAUCAAUAGAUGAAUCAAAACCAUAUGCAGAAUUAUGGAUGGGUACUCAUCCAUCAGUUCCAUCAAUAGCUAUAGAUAAUGGUAAGACAUUACGUGAACUAGUUGAAUCUAAUCCAACUGGUUUAUUAGGUGAAUCAAUAAUAAAAAAAUUUGGAUCAUCAAAACAAAUUCCUUUUUUAUUUAAAGUAUUAUCUAUUGAAAAAGUAUUAUCUAUUCAAGCUCACCCUGAUAAAAAAUUAGGUGCUCAAUUACAUAAACAAGAUCCAAAAAAUUAUCCAGAUGAUAAUCAUAAACCAGAAAUGGCUAUUGCGGUUACUGAUUUUGAAGGAUUUUGUGGAUUUAAACCAGUUGAUCAAAUUGCUAAAACUUUAGAAACUAUUCCGGUUUUAAAAUCUAUAAUUGGUGAAGAGAUUGCAAAUGAAUUUGUUAGUGGAAUUAAAUCAAAUGCUACUGCUAAUUCAUCAGAUGAUGAAUCAAAUAAAAAAUUAAUUCAAAAAGUAUUCUCAAAAUUAAUGAACACAGAUGAUUCUGUAAUUUCUCAAAAGGCAAAAGAAUUAGUUGAAGAAACUGAAAAAAAUCCACAAUUAUUCAAAGAUAUAGAUCCAAGAUUACCGGAACUUAUUCAAAGAUUAAAUAAACAAUUUCCAAAUGAUAUUGGAUUAUUAAGUGCAUUAAUUAUAAAUUACGUUGAAUUGAAAAAGGGAGAAGGUAUGUUCUUACAAGCUAACAUUCCACACGCAUAUAUUAGUGGUGAUAUUAUUGAAUGUAUGGCAGCAUCAGAUAACGUUGUACGUGCAGGUUUUACUCCAAAAUUUAAAGAUGUUAAAAAUUUAGUAUCUAUGCUUACAUACGGUAGUGAACCAGUUGAAGAUCAAAAAAUGCAACCAUCAAAAUAUACAAAAUCUAAAGGUGAUGCUAAAGUUUCAAACAUUUUUAAUCCUCCAAUUGAAGAAUUUUCAGUUAUACAAACUGAAUUUGAUACAAAAGGUGGUUCCCAAUUUUUCCAAGGUAUAGAUGGACCAUCAAUUAUUAUAGCUACUAAUGGAUCAGGUACUAUUGAAAUUGUAAAUCACCCUGCAUCAAAACAAAAAAUUUCUAAAGGGUUUGUAUUUUUUGUUGCUCCAAAUACUGAAAUUUCAAUAAUUGCUGAUUCUGGUGAUGAAUUUAUAACUUAUAGAGCAUUUGUUGAAGCAUAG